This is a messenger RNA of Moneuplotes crassus, 1038 nucleotides long. The record is from the annotation of a GenBank genome assembly. NCBI's taxonomy places the organism in Eukaryota, Ciliophora, Spirotrichea, Euplotida, Euplotidae.
UAUAAAUAAUUUAAAAUGCCUUACAAGUCGCAUCAAUCAAAAAUUAACUCAAGGUAUAUAGUUGAUAAGAAAAUUGCAACUGGAGGCUUUGGAAAGAUCUAUAUUGCUUAUGAUGUUAAAAUUAAAUAAAACAGUUGCAAUCAAGACUGAGCAUAAUAUGGCUGAUAACCCAAUGUUAGAGACAGAAGCCCAAAUUAUCAAAGAACUCUCUGGAGUCCGAGGAAUCCCUCAACUUCAUGACUAUCUCAACUAUAAAGACUUCAAAGUUCUUUCCAUGCCUCUCUACGGAUUCAGCCUUGCCCACCUAAAGCAUUAUCUUGGAGGCAAGUUUUCACUCUGGACCACCUGCAUGGUCGGCCUCAAGCUGAUUGACAGGCUCAAAGACGUUCACAACCGCGGCUUCAUCCACAGAGACAUCAAGCCUCACAAUGUCGUCAUCGGCAGAGAAGACCCCACUGAAAUAUUCCUGAUCGACUUCGGACUUGCAAAGCGGUUUGUGGAUCCGAAGACCAAGCUGCACAUCCCUUUGAAGACGCACCCGCGAGUGGUCGGCACUGCCAAGUACAUUUCACUGAGGUGUCACUACGGCUAUGAGAGUUCUCGCAGAGAUGACUUGGAGUCACUGGUAUAUGUGCUGAUUUACCUAGCCACAGGCACUUUGCCGUGGAAACAUGAUGGUCAAGUCACCAGGAGCAAGCUCGAACAGAUCAAACAAACCAAGAGCAUCAAAGCCAGCGACAUCUGUGCAGGGCUUCCUCGAGAGUUCCACAAAAUGCUGAGGAUCACUAGGAACCUCGGCUUUAAAGAAGACCCUGAUUACUGUGAACUUAAGAAGCUGCUGAGAAGAGUCAUUUCGAAAGCGAAGACCAAGAAGGCUGACCUUCAGCUUGACUGGGUCGAGAAGCAAGAGUUGCUACCAAAGAAGUACGGGUUCAGCAAGAGUAAGAAAGGAGGAAGACCUCAGAGUUGUAAGAGGGUGCAGGAGUAUCCAAAACUAAGGCUAUAAACUAUCCCAAUCUUCGAACAUUAUUUAGUUCA